GACCAAUUUUGACAGAUAAGCCCAUAAAAUUAUCUGAACUUGUGCUACAGCUGAGUGAAUUUUUAACUAAAUCAAAAUGUUCGCCAUCAGAAAUCUCGUCAGGAGCAAUGCCCAACUAGCCAAGAAUGUGGCCCAAGUGAGAAAUAUGAGUGUGACUGCUACUCCGGCCAGGAAUAAGGUCUCAAAAGGCGAGCUGAUCGUCUUGGCCAGCAUGAUGGUGAUUGGUUGGUCAGCGAUCCCUGCAUGGGUGCUUGUUAACAUCAAACACUACCGCGACAAGAACUAAAUGAAUGUUACCUCUAUAGUAGUUUACAAAUAUUAAUGUGAUCAGCUUAACUUAUAAGUAAAAAUGCUUAAAACAU
Chilo suppressalis (striped riceborer) is the source of this 362-nucleotide messenger RNA. The record is from the annotation of a GenBank genome assembly. Lineage: Eukaryota; Metazoa; Arthropoda; Insecta; Lepidoptera; Crambidae.